Molecule: messenger RNA, 626 nt
Organism: Cucurbita pepo subsp. pepo (vegetable marrow)
Lineage: Eukaryota; Viridiplantae; Streptophyta; Magnoliopsida; Cucurbitales; Cucurbitaceae
Source: RefSeq, a predicted model, not a curated record
AUCCCAACGUCCAGUUGCGAAGCCAUAAAUGCACUCAACGAUCGAUCUCUCUUCCUAUUAAUGCCCUCUCACUCACUGCUUCUCUUCUCAAACUCAUCGAAUCCGCCAUGCCGGACCUCGACACCACCGCGGCGCCAGGCAAGUUCCGGUACCGGAGGCUGAGAUACAGCGAGGAAUUUGAGGAGGCGUUUGGAAGAUCGAGAGGAGGAGAAGAGAGGAGGAGGAGAUUCGUCGGAAGAUCGAAGCGGUGGUUCAGAAUCAGAAGGGCUUCGAUUGGGAGGAGGUUGAAGAAGCUCAGAGUUCCAAGCCUGAGAAAGCUGUUGAGAAGGAAAUCGCGGCUGGUGACGGCCAUGAGAGGCUCGAUUGCGAAGGUUGUGAAGAGGUUUAGGGAAGGGGAAGCGUAUUUGGGGGAUCUUUUUGCUGGAAAUUAUUUGUUUCUUCAGGUGAAUCCCAGCUCCAUCAAAUGCCAUAAAAAUCACCAUUCUGCCCUUCAAAAUUUCGCCCCAACUUAUUCCCUCAACCUCUAACUAAAUAUUUGUAUUUCUUUUCCUCUUUUUUUUCAUUUUAAAUUAUGUUUUCUUAUGAGUUAUCAGAUCUCUGCUUUGAAUGUGAAGUAGUUUGAUGAA